AUGGUUCUGCUGGUGGCAAUAGCAGAAGUGCUGUUGGUCCUGGGUUUGGCUGUGGAGUCAGACUCUCUCUGCUCACCCACUACCUUUUACAAGAACUGCUGGAUCCGACGCUUCCCAGGUCUCCUGAUUGACCUGCAGGAAUCGCAGAAGAGGGGAGCCCAGGUGCUGAAGAUUUAUGCCGAAGUCUCACCUCAACAGUGCAGCAGAACCUGCUGCCUUCUGAGGAAUGUUUCCUGCAACCUAGCAGUGUUCUACCAUGGAGCUAUUCAUGAGAAUAUGAAUUGCCUGCACAUGUCUUGCCCAGCAUUGGAAAGCUGCAUACUAAAAGCUAGAAUCAAUGUCAUUUUGUACAACAUCACAACAGGGAUUGAUCCAGAUCUUCUUAUUUUUGAAAAACUGACAUCCAAAAAGCCAAAUACUCAGUCCUCACCAAGUAAAUACGAAAGGCAAAACAGCACAAAGACCACCGAGUGGGAAAGAUGCCAGUAUCAAAAUGCCACGUCAAGUUCUCUUCCGCUCCAAGCUCCAUCUUCUACCACUAGCCACGGCUUAACAGCAAACACUUACACCUCCAGCACAAGCCUGAUGGUCCAAAAAACUGAAGUUACUACUUAUUCCAGGUCAGAAACCUUUCCACUGGAUGAUCAUUUUGCUAAGUGGACAAGCACAACUUCAGUAAGCACUAGGUCAAUCACCAGCUCAGACAAAAAGACUGGACACUCAACUUCGAUAUCCAAAUCUCCCAAGGUGUUAUCCCACAUGCCUACUCCUCCUCGUCUGAACAGCAGUAAGCAACACUUAAAUGAAACCAAAGGCUACAGUGGUAGGAAUUAUACUUCGGAUAAUGAGGCACCUGCUUGGGAAGCUGCAGCUUUGGGUGUCUGGUUGAUCCCUGUUGUUCUUUGCUCUUCUCUCAUCUUCCUUUGCUGUUGUACUGUUGCUUUCACAGCAGGGAGUUGCAGAAAUAGGAGAGGUCAGUAUAAGCCCAUAAGGAGAAGAAGAACAAUGUCGAGACAUUUCAUAAAAUAUACUACUGUCAAAGGUAAUUUGUAA
Gavia stellata (red-throated loon) is the source of this 1053-nucleotide messenger RNA. RefSeq names its product MANSC domain containing 4 (gene MANSC4). Bases 1 to 1053 code for a protein of 350 amino acids. NCBI's taxonomy places the organism in Eukaryota, Metazoa, Chordata, Aves, Gaviiformes, Gaviidae. The record is from RefSeq and is a predicted model, not a curated record. The transcript is spliced from 3 exons.